CAUCCAAACUUUGUUUAUCAGGUCGACACCAUGUGUCUUAGUCCCAGUAUAGGUCUUUGAAACUUUAAUAAUGGUAGCCUUCAGGAAUACACUGCUUCGUUUAGCUCAGUUGCGAAAAUUAAUAAUGGUGAAUUCCAGAACAUAUUCUAGUAACAAUAAGUCUGACAUUAACUAUGAGAUUAGGUCAAUGAGACGAUCAGACAUCCAAGGCCUUUAUGAACUGUUAGCUGAAAAUAAAUGGAAUAUGGAGAAAUCGUAUUUGGAAUGUGUUUUUAACACUGAUCCCACUGGGCUUGUGGUGGUAGUCAAAGAUGACGGAGAGAUAAUAGGACACAAUGGUAUACUUUCACACAGUGAGACAAUUGCAUCAUCCGGAAUGAAUAUUGUCAAGGAGGGUUACCGUGAAUUAGGUAUAGGUCAAAAAUUAUUCCGUAGAGUAAUGGAUGUAAUGGCAGAGAGGAAUGUCGGUGGCACAGCUUUAUCAAAUCGAAUUUCAUUUUAUCAUCAAUUCGGUUGGAAAAUUCAAUCAUUUACACUUCAUUACAGUAUGGGCAAAGUAAACAAAUCAUUUAUUAGUGAUGUUCCCAGCGGAGAUUUUGAGGUGGUAGCAUUGAAAGAUGUAAAUUUUAAAGACGUUGUAACGUAUGAUACCGAGUUACAUACAGUUCCUCGCCCAGUAUAUCUCACACAAUGGGCACUUCACAGUUCUGCUAAUGGAUAUGUUGCUUUAAAGAGUGGUCGUGUAGUAGGAUAUGGUGUAUUACGCCCAGCUGACGUUGGUCAUAAGAUGUUUCCAUUGUUUGCAGAUAACCCAAUUCUAGCAAAAGCAUUAUUUUGUCAUUUGGCGUCACAUAUUCCGGAAGGAGAGGACUUAAUUUUUGUACAUCCUAUUGAAAAUGAAUUGUCCAAUCAAUUUGUUGCGGCAAACGAAUUGACAUCAUAUUUGUCAAUGACUCGCCUCUACAACAAGUGGAACAUUCAGGUUGAUAUUAAUCGUGUGUACUCUACAUCUAGCACUGAAUAUGCUAUUGUUUGAGACUAAUGACUCCAUUAAUAUAAUUAUUGCAGUCAUGUUUUAAAAAAUAAAUUUUAAUAUUUA
Mytilus californianus (California mussel) is the source of this 1099-nucleotide messenger RNA. RefSeq lists its product as uncharacterized. The record is from RefSeq and is a predicted model, not a curated record. The transcript is spliced from 3 exons. Lineage: Eukaryota; Metazoa; Mollusca; Bivalvia; Mytilida; Mytilidae. Gene Ontology annotation, molecular function: acyltransferase activity, transferring groups other than amino-acyl groups. The coding region runs from base 71 to 1036 and encodes 321 amino acids.